Messenger RNA from Pteropus alecto (black flying fox), 3709 nucleotides. It is a transcript of the gene PLAGL2, whose product is annotated as PLAG1 like zinc finger 2. The record is from RefSeq and is a predicted model, not a curated record. Lineage: Eukaryota; Metazoa; Chordata; Mammalia; Chiroptera; Pteropodidae. The transcript has 3 exons. The coding region runs from base 1369 to 2859 and encodes 496 amino acids. Gene Ontology annotation, molecular function: DNA-binding transcription activator activity, RNA polymerase II-specific.
ACUCAGGCUCCGAGUGGAAAAGAGGCAGACACGAUUUAGACCUCAGAGACAGCACUGUGUGUAUUCAUACAUUUUAUAUGUCAGAUGCUUUCAAGAGUGUUUUUUCAUUUAAUCCUCCAUGAGAAUAUUAUAGGUAAGGAGAAUAAAUCUCUAUUUUAGAAAUUGAGGAAACUGAGGUUCAGAGAAACCAAAUAGCCUGCUCAUAGUUUCACAGCCAGAAAGAGGCAGGCAGCUCUUCUGAUGGCAAGUUCUUUCCAUGCUACCUCCCUCUUCAGAUCAGGCUCCAGAAGGAAUCUUAGGAUGAAAAUAUACCAAAUUAUACCAGUAACUGGGGGGGAUUGAUUGUGUUUGUUUUAUGGAAACAGGUUCUGACAGCUUCUCUAUAGUUGUUAAGGUUAGCAUGUGAGACCAGAAGAGCAGCUUUGAGAGAGAAGCAGAAUUCUCUGACGGUUUUGCUAAGGAAGACGUCUGAAGGAAUAGGUCUGAUAAUGUGAGAGAAGCCCAGGAAUCUUUCUGGAUGAGAGGAGUUUGCAGACAAAGGACAGAGGAAGAGAGUGGAUUCCCAAAAGGGUCCCUAAGGUAACACUAGCAGCUUUGGUUAUCUAGCAGCCUUUCAGUGACUUUAGGUAAGGAUUUCCACUGUGCCUUUUUUAAAGCAUAGGGGGAAUAGGAUCAGAGUGUUGGCUGUUUUCUUUUAAAGCCAUAGCCGCAUUAAAUACAGAUCAAGGCAAGCACAUGGCUGCUGCCUUCCCUGUUUCUAUCAGUACAACCUCGUGAGCUCUUCUUAGCCACCACCAGCCUAUUUCCUAGAAGCCCAUUACUCACUCUUUCAGUAGUAGCAUUCUAAAUUGCUGUGUCUUGUUUGUGCUUGUUCAGGAGAACAGAUGAGGUGGACGUGUGGGAGUUAGGGGACGUACUAUUCUCUUUCUGAGUUUGUGUGGAAUUUCCAGGGCUAGGCUCCCCUCUCACAUCAGCCAGAGUGAUGCGACUUGCUUCUCUCUGGCUGCCAUUCCCAACUUUCCAGAGGCUGAAGUGCAUGAUUUCAGAUAUCAAGGGGGAGCAGAAUUUGACUUUGAAGGUAGGAGAAAUUCAGUCCAAACUAGAUGUGCAAAUUAACGCUCGGUGUGUACCCAACUCCAAGAUGCAUAGUAAUAGUUGAUAUUAUAAACAGGUAAUUCCACCUGUGAGAAGAAGGAGGAGACUUAAACAAUGAAAGCCAGAUGGCAGAAACCUUUGAGGUUUAUAGUGAAGCAGGUGAAGAGAUUGUUUUCUGAAGGCUGCGUUGGAGACUGUGACAGAGCAGACAGCCCAUGUGGAACCGAUGGGGAGGCUUUCUGAAUAACAUGGCCCUUCGCCAUUAGCCUUGCCAUGACCACAUUUUUCACCAGCGUCCCCCCCUGGAUUCAAGAUGCAAAGCAGGAGGAGGAAGUGGGCUGGAAACUAGUUCCCAGGCCUCGGGGCCGGGAGGUGGAGAGUCAAGUGAAGUGCCAAUGCGAAAUCUCGGGGACACCCUUCUCAAAUGGAGAGAAGCUGAGGCCUCACAGCCUUCCCCAUCCAGAGCAGAGACCAUAUAGCUGCCCUCAGCUACACUGUGGCAAGGCUUUUGCCUCCAAGUACAAGCUGUAUAGGCACAUGGCCACCCAUUCAGCCCAAAAACCCCACCAGUGCAUGUACUGUGAUAAGAUGUUUCACCGCAAAGACCAUCUCCGGAACCACCUGCAGACCCACGACCCCAACAAAGAGGCCCUCCACUGUUCCGAGUGUGGUAAGAAUUACAAUACAAAGCUGGGCUACCGGCGCCAUCUGGCCAUGCAUGCUGCCAGCAGUGGUGACCUCAGCUGCAAGGUGUGCCUGCAGACCUUUGAGAGUACCCAGGCCCUGCUAGAGCACCUGAAGGCCCACUCACGCCGGGUAGCAGGAGGUGCCAAGGAGAAAAAGCACCCCUGUGACCACUGUGACCGGCGUUUCUAUACUCGUAAAGAUGUACGGCGGCACCUGGUGGUGCACACGGGCCGGAAGGACUUCCUGUGCCAGUACUGUGCCCAGAGGUUUGGCCGUAAGGAUCAUCUGACACGGCAUGUCAAGAAGAGCCACUCACAGGAGCUGCUCAAGAUCAAGACAGAGCCAGUGGACAUGUUAGGCCUACUCAGCUGCAGCUCCACAGUCAGUGUGAAGGAGGAGCUAAGCCCUGUGCUGUGCAUGGCCUCUCGGGACAUGAUGGGGGCCAAGGCCUUCCCUAGCAUGUUACCCAUGGGUAUGUAUGGUGCCCACAUCCCUACCAUGCCCAGUGCGGGCGUCCCACACUCCUUGGUGCACAAUACGCUGCCCAUGGGUAUGAGCUACCCUCUGGAAUCCUCACCUAUCUCUUCUCCAGCUCAGCUUCCUCCAAAAUACCAACUUGGAUCUACCUCAUACUUGCCCGACAAAUUGCCCAAAGUGGAGGUGGAUAGUUUUCUGGCGGAGCUUCCAGGAAGCCUGUCUCUCUCAUCCGCUGAACCUCAGCCCGCCUCACCUCAGCCGGCGGCAGCUGCGGCCCUCCUGGAUGAAGCACUGCUCACCAAGAGCCCCGCCAACCUCUCUGAGGCCCUCUGCGCUGCUAAUGUGGACUUCUCCCACUUACUGGGCUUUCUUCCACUCAACCUGCCCUCGUGUAACCCGUCUGGGGCCACAGGAGGCUUGGUUAUGGGCUACUCCCAGGCCGAGGCACAGCCCCUGCUCACCACAUUGCAAGCUCAGCCUCAAGAUUCCCCAGGAGCUGGGGGACCGCUGAACUUUGGGCCUCUGCACUCCUUGCCUCCUGUUUUCACCUCUGGCCUGAGCACCACCACCCUGCCUCGUUUCCACCAGGCAUUCCAGUAGCCCCCAAGGAAAGCCUCAGCUCAGUCUUGGACUCUGUCAGGGAGCCUCAGUACGCAUCCUAUCUGCAUCCUCCAUGAAGGCAGCUGAGCUUUCAGAGCUGGGUUCAAACAGAAAAAAAUCCAGUAUGUUUAUGGAGCACUUGGUUUGGGGGUUCAGGCUCCAGGAUCAGUUCCAGGAGGAACCUUGAGUCCCAACCCAUUGAAAAGCUUGCAUACUAUAGGACUUCAGGUAUUUUUACUUUUUUUUUUUUUUUUUUCUUCUUUUUCAAUCUGAAUCGGGAGCCACACUUAGCCCUCUCCUUCUCUGAAGUGUCAGAACCUCCUUCUCUUUGGAGAAGGGGAAGACCUGUUGGAGACACAGAGGUUUCACUUUGGAUGACCUUGAGAGAAAUAGCCCAAGAAGCCCGCCUUCUGGUCCCAAUUUGCAGACCACACAGCAGUUGGUCAGGCCCUGCUGCAGAGGGUCACUUGGCUCCAUCACCUGCUCCAGCUAAUGGGCAGGAAAGAGAGAGGGCCUCUGUUCUUCCCCACCACCCCCAUCCCUCCUGUUCCAGCAGCUCCAUUUUCAGUCAGUGUUGUCCAGCAACGGUACCGUUUACACAGUCGCUUCAGACACACCAUUUCACCUCCCUUGCCGAGCUGUUAGCCUUAGGAUGAUUGCAGUGAACAUUGUUUACACACCGUGAAUUCAUUCCCAUCAGUCCAUUCCAGUUGGCACCAGCUGGAACCAUUUGGUACCUGGUGUUAACUGGAGCCCUGUUUACAAGGCGGAGUCAGGUGUCACUGACUUCUCUUCACUUGAGGUCACAUUUUUCCCCUGUGGGGAAAUAAACUGACUUUGGACUGCUUCA